AUGGCGACGAAAUGCCGUGUAUGUUCUUCAGUAAUUAAUCUUUUCCUCAUAGUCCUUUUACUCUUAGACGUCUUUGUUCACUGCAAGACCCUUAAAAGAGAUGUGAAGGCGUUAAAUGAAAUAAAGGCAUCAUUGGGAUGGAGGGUGGUGUAUGCAUGGGUAGGAGACGAUCCUUGUGGAGAUGGUGAUUUACCCCCAUGGUCUGGUGUGACAUGCUCCACUGUGAGCGGAGGUGACUAUAGAGUGGUCACUGAAUUGGAAGUUUAUGCAGUUUCUAUUGUUGGUCCUUUCCCAAUUGCAGUUACCAAUCUGAUGGAUCUUACUAGGCUGGAUCUACAUAAUAACAAACUCACAGGGCCAAUUCCAUCUCAAAUUGGGCGGUUGAAGCAUCUUAAGAUACUUAAUUUGAGGUGGAACAAGCUGCAAGAUGCCGUUCCUCCUGAAAUUGGUGAACUAAAGCAGCUAACUCAUCUCUACCUGAGUUUUAAUAAUUUCAAAGGUGAAAUCCCAAAGGAGCUUGCAAAUCUUCCUGAACUCCGUUAUCUCCAACUUCAUGAAAAUCGUUUGACAGGGAAAAUUCCACCUGAAUUGGGAAAUUUGCAAAAUCUGCAAUACUUGGAUGUUGGAAACAAUCAUUUGGUUGGGACUAUAAGGGAACUCAUACAUAUUGAAGGAUGCUUCCCAGCUCUACGUAACAUGUAUCUUAAUAACAAUUAUUUUACUGGAGGCAUUCCAGCACAGCUUGCAAAUUUGACUAACUUAGAGAUCUUAUAUUUAUCCUACAACAAAAUGUCUGGAAUUGUACCAUUUGCGCUUGCUCGCAUUCCUAGGUUGACUUACCUGUAUCUGGAUCACAACCAAUUUUCAGGGAGGAUUCCCGAUGCCUUUUACAAGCACCGGUUCUUAAAAGAAAUGUACAUUGAAGGAAAUUCAUUCCGGCCUGGUGUGAACCCAAUUGGCAUCCACCAAGUCCUAGAACUCUCCGACUCAGAGUUUAUAGUCUAG
This is a messenger RNA of Fraxinus pennsylvanica, 1005 nucleotides long. The record is from the annotation of a GenBank genome assembly. NCBI's taxonomy places the organism in Eukaryota, Viridiplantae, Streptophyta, Magnoliopsida, Lamiales, Oleaceae.